UUAGGCACUGUUAAGUUACAUGGUACAGUACAGCCUGCUAUAGAAUCGAAAUGGUCUCUUUAUAGACACCAGUGUGGGGUGGGUGUCAUCAGAUAUUAAACGUGCUGAUAUAUUGAUUUGGAGAAAGGUGACGGGAUGUUUUCAAUAUUAGUGGGGCUUGCAACGCCACUGGUCACUGUGUUCUAGAGCCUUGUUGUAACUACUCCUCGCCUGUAGGGGGCUCUGUCUACGUUUCCUCGUCUUUCGCAGCGGAUGGGCUUUCCUCUGUCUCUCCUCUCAGAGAGUCGACCUGCCUUCUUAUUUACAGCAUGGCUGAGUUGUAUGAGGGGUUCACGUUGUGCGGACUCGCAGCCGGCCAGAGCCGGGAAAACUCAGGGAUACUCGGAAUAGAACCGGGGAGAGACGCCGACCAUGUCAUAGUCACGGGCGCGGGGAGUACCGUAACCGUCUACAAGGUUUCAGACCAGAAGCCUUUGGGCAGCUGGGCAGCUAAGCAGGGACAAGCAGUCACCUGCCCUGCAGUGCUCCACGGGCAGACUGGGGAGUAUGUGGCGGUGCACGACAGAAACGUACUGCGAAUAUGGAGGGAUGAAGAUAUAAAUUUUGAAAAAGUAUUCAAAGCCACACUCUCAGCCGCUGUGUCCCGGAUCCACGCCCUGCCCUCCUCGGAGCCCCUCGUUCUGUUCCAGAGGGGUGCAGUGCGACAGCUCGAUGCCCUGCUGGCUGCUCCACAGCAGGCAGUGGAAGAAGUCUUAUCAGAGGAAGAGGUCAUCAGGUGGAGCAGCUGUUUCUUGGAAGCGGAGCAGCCUCUCCUCCUGUUCUCCACAGAGAAGAGCGGGGAAUGUUUUCUGUAUUUGCAAAAGCUCAAUCCAGAUGUUCUGCACAAGUAUAACAUUGGCUCAGAGGGAAAGGGGGUGUGUCCUAUUGGCUUCACUGCAACUCUUGAGAAUAAAUGCAUCACCCUGCUGUGCUUGUAUUCCAGUGGCUGUGUCUAUAAGCUGCUUGUCUCCCUGCACCCCAGUGCGGAGGGGGAGCAGCACCUGCCCAAGUCCCUGCUGCUGAAGCUGCCUGUGUCUGAGGGAGUCCUGCACAGGGCUGCCAUCGCCUCCCUGGAGGAGGGGCACAUAGCCAUUGUAGGAGCACCGCACUCUGCAAGCACGGGUGACACAGAUUUCCUCUGCAUCUGGAACACUAACUUCCAGACGCUGCAAGCUUCAAAGAAGCUGGCGGGGGGAACGUAUGGGCAGCUGUGGUGUAAUGCAGGGAAGCUGUAUGUGACUCAUGGUAAGGUGCUGACAGUCCUCCCCUAUCGCUGUGAGAAGUCAUCACUGGCUGCUGCCCUGGGGAAGCUGAAGCAGACGAGCACGCAAGAGGUGACGUCGUCUCCUUCCGUGUUGAACUGGAAUUCUUUUCCCCAUGAAGAGGCGGCACUGGAGCAGAAAACAGGGAUGAGAACCAGGAACAGUAAAUGGAAUCUGAAGAUUCAGGCUACAUUGGCCACGUCAAUCAACCAAGUGUUAGAAGACAUAAAGGGAGUUUCCAGAGAGGAGGUGGAGGAGGUGCUGGAGCCCUUCCUGUCGUGUUCCCCCGUCUCCCCGCAGUUCCAGCUCGGUCUCGCUGACAUCGCUGUGGAGCUGCUGAAACGCUGCCAGGCCGACCCUGGCUUCUACCCACAGAGUGUGCUGGCGCGUCUCACACAGACUGGCAGACUGUCCCACAGUUCAUGCCCCGGAUUCCUGAUGCUUGUGUUGGAAAAGCGCGAUUACUUCCUUGCACAGCUGUGUCUGCAGCACUUCCCUGACAUUCCUGAGGCUGUCACCUGCGCCUGCCUGAAAGCCUUUCUCAGUGUUGCGGAUGCAGACCUGGUGCGGGUGAGUGUGGACCUGGAGGGCGUCUCCCUCAUGGACGGCCCGGGACAGUCUCUGGAGGGGGUACAGAACGGGUUCAGCCCCGUCCUGCUGGAGGAGGACAGCUGCGAUGUCCAGCUCACUUCCCCCAAACUGGACCAGAGCAGCUCCUGGACAGACGUGAGCCUGACCUGCCCAGUAGGACUGAAAAAAAGUGCUCUGCUUAAUGAAAUCAUCCAGUCCUCCUACAGUGAAAGCUUCCUCCUGCCUCAUUUGAAGGACCUCUCAGCUCAGCAAAUCAUUCUGUUUCUGCAGUACCUCCAGUAUCUGUACGUGAGAUCUUCAGGGGACGUCUACACACAGCUCCCGGGGCUAAGAGCACCAACAAUUACCCAGAUCACGGACUGGAUAAGCUUGUUACUAGAUGCUCAUUUUGCAGUCUUGGUAAUGGCACCAGAAGCAAAGGGGCUACUAGCACAGCUCCACAGAUUUGUCAGGUCCCAGGUGAGGCUGUAUUCUGAGCUGGGGAAGAUCCAGGGAACUUUACAGGAACUCAGCAAAAUAAAGCAAGCACAAGAGAUUGGCUUGUACUCCAUUGAAGUUAUUGAGCUGCUUUAAAACAAACUCUGUGUGUGCGUGCGUGCGUGUGUGUGUUGUGUCCCAUCACGUAAUUCAUAUUCUUCAUGCAUAUGCAUUUCAGCUGUAACAUGCUUCUUUUGAUAAGUACGUAGUGUACUUUUCUGUUGGAUAGGAUAUGUAAAAUGUAAGCUAAAGUAUUCAGUAUCCUUGGGUCUCUAGCUCCUUGACUGUUAUCAGUGGUUACCAGUUCACUUGUAAAUGGUUGCUUACUGUGUAUAUUAAUAUGUAAUUCACUGCCAUUUCAACCAGGCAUUUUUUUUACUGCGUUGCAAUGGGUUGUUUUAUCAAGUGUAACCAAAUCUCUCGCUGAUCACUCCACCUAUUAAUUACAUGAAGACCUAAUGUGCUGCUCAGCAAUAUUGUGCAAAACAAUGUAAAGGCUAUAAACUUUGCUAUUAAUUAAUUGCAUGACAUUAAAGCUGGUCCCCUGUGAUCCCCAGGAUUUCUAUUAACAGGAGGUCUUCAUGAGUGCAUCCUAUUUGAAACAGUGUUUUCCUUUUGGAAUAAGGGGGGUAGGCUGUGCUGGGGGGUUGGGAGGUGAAGCACCUGCAUUUGCAGUGUGUAUCAUUGUACAGCUGGGGGAAAGCUAGGGGGGAGGGGGGAGCUGGUGCAGGAAGCUUCAUGUCACCCCCAGUGCAAACUGACUGUUUUGAUUUCUAUCAUUUGCAAUGCAUACACCGGCUGUUUGUUGAAAUAUGUCGUCUUUUACAUGCAACAGAUUUGUGAAAAAUAAUAAAUACAUUUUCUUAGUAAAAACAAAAAA
Molecule: messenger RNA, 3249 nt
Organism: Acipenser ruthenus (sterlet)
Lineage: Eukaryota; Metazoa; Chordata; Actinopteri; Acipenseriformes; Acipenseridae
Gene: nol11
Product: nucleolar protein 11
Exons: 18
Coding region: 309-2465 (718 amino acids)
Biological process (GO): maturation of SSU-rRNA
Cellular component (GO): nucleolus; nucleus
Molecular function (GO): protein binding; RNA binding
Source: RefSeq, a predicted model, not a curated record